ACGCCGGCGAAGCUGAUUUUCUUCUAAGGCUAAUUGAAGAUUGCACAUGGCGAGAGGUAACAAUGGCACAAGGCGUCCAAAGCCAAACCUAUUGAUCACAGGGACUCCCGGUACCGGUAAAUCGACGACGGCUUCUGCUCUGGCUGAAGCCACGAAUCUCCGGUAUAUUUGCGUCGGAGAUCUGGUCAAAGAGAAAAACUUGCACGAUGGCUGGGACAAUGAGUUCGGGUGUCACAUCAUCAACGAAGACUUGGUGUGUGAUGAGCUUGAAGAUGUUAUGGUAGAAGGAGGAAACAUUGUGGACUACCAUGGCUGUGACUUCUUUCCUCAGCGAUGGUUUGAUCGCGUUGUGGUGCUUCGAACUGAGAACUCCAUUUUGUAUGACCGUUUAACUAACAGGGGUUACUCGGGAACCAAGCUUAGUAACAACCUUGAAUGUGAAUUGUAUCAAAUCCUACUCGAAGAAGCAUGUGACAGUUAUGAAGAGGAAAUUGUCACUGCACUACAAAUCACUAUCUCGAAAGUCAAAGAAGCUGCGAAACAAGGUGAAACAAUGCUGGCGAAGACAGUUUUCCCUACAGGUCUCCUUGUUUUGAGGAGCUUCUCAUCAGUUGCUUCAAAGACACUACUUAAAGUGGGAGAUGUUUUAAGAGAAACAAGAGUGUUCUCAAGUGAAGAUGUUAAGGCCUAUGCUGAGGUGAGCCAUGAUUGGAACCCACUCCAUUUCGAUCCAGAAUCUGCUCGUAAAGCCGGAUUUGAGAAUCGCCUUGUCCACGGCAUGCUUGUUUCUUCCAUGUUUCCUCGUAUCAUCUCUGCCCAUUUCCCUGGAGCAGUAUAUGUAUCUCAAAGUCUGCAUUUUCGGUCACCGGUUUACCUAGGUGAUGAAAUUCUCGGACUAGUUCAAGCAACAGCUUUAAGAGAAACCAAGAAUAAGUACAUUGUCAAAUUCUCAACUAAAUGCUUCAAGAACCACAACGAACUUGUUGUUAUUGAUGGUGAAGCUACUGCAAUUUUACCAAACCUUGAGAUGUUGCAGAACUUAAAGUCGAUUGUGAUUGGUGCUGAUGGUCCUAGAAGUCCAAAGGAUGGAUCUUCUGCAACGCCUUUGGGGAUGCUCAAGGAGAUUGAACAAGGAAGAAAUAACACCAAACUUCUCACUAAUGGAUCACCUGUUGCUGCUUAAACAAUGACUCUGUUCUCUGUUCUGUUUUUGUGUUUGUGUUUUUCAUUUCUGUUGGUCUGAAACUAGUAGUGCUUACAAGUUUUUAUGAGUUUUUUCUUUGUACGUUUCAUUAGUUUAAAUUAAUUUGAUUGCAAUCA
This is a messenger RNA of Arabidopsis arenosa, 1320 nucleotides long. The record is from the annotation of a GenBank genome assembly. Lineage: Eukaryota; Viridiplantae; Streptophyta; Magnoliopsida; Brassicales; Brassicaceae.